Molecule: messenger RNA, 1200 nt
Organism: Aspergillus ruber CBS 135680
Lineage: Eukaryota; Fungi; Ascomycota; Eurotiomycetes; Eurotiales; Aspergillaceae
Exons: 2
Coding region: 1-1200 (399 amino acids)
Source: RefSeq, a predicted model, not a curated record
AUGACUGCACAUAACCUGUCCUCGGGCCAUGAUCUUCCUGUCAAUGGUAUUCCGGCCGAUACCUACGUUGACACCCCCGCGACUGACGCGUUCAACGAGUACGUCCAUUCGAGCAACCUCCCUGGGAGCUACGAAUCCAUGAUGAAUGGCAUCAAUGGUGUCAACAUGGAGUCGCCGUUCGUCGAUCCCGUCCUGGCUACCAUGCACAUGGCUGGCACUCAGUUUCCUAUGGCUCCCCCUCCUUUGCCCCAGCAGUUCGCUCAGGGUCAGAACGUGUUGAACUCUGUUGAACCGUUUGUGAGCCACCAACAAGCUUAUCCUGGGCUUUCCCAGGACCAGUCCCAGACCAACGGCGACACUGAGAGCAACGCGGCUACUGCUGACGAAGCCAGCUCUGCUCGGGGCCCUCUCACUCCCGUUGAUGACUCCGCUACCAACGACAGCGCGUCUCAGGGUAGCGAAGACUCCCAGUCCAACUACGAGGCCAUGGCACAGCUUGCUGCUGGAGGCUCUCGCCGUGCCGAGGACAGAGAGUCUCGUGGUGGUGAGCAAGCUGCCACCCAGCGCGAGCGCAGAACCAUCUCCUGGACCCCUGAGACCCGUUUCGAGCUGCUGCUCCAAGUUGCCUACGAGCGUCGCCACGAGAGUGUAUCCGAAGGGGCAUGGCACCGCAUCGCUGAUGGCUCUCGUGGCGGAUUGUGGAAGGGCGCGUCGUGGAACGGUGUGCGUCUCGAAUUCUCUCGCCUCAUGUCCGAGCGAUUCGGUGACUAUGCUUCCGCCGAUAACGCCCGCGCCCGCCGUGCUCAACUUGACGCCGUUGCCCUCGCCCAGCGUGAUGGCCAGCCGACCACCGUGAUCCCAGAACUCAUUCACCCUCUCCUGACUGACGCGGACUUUGAGCCGGCCCCGCGCCGCCGCCGUGCAGCUGCCGAGCCUGCUGAGGGUGAUGACCAGAGUACUGAGAAUCGCGGCCGUGGGCGUGCUCGCACUUCGUCUGCCCCGAGGACUACUCGUGGUCGUGGCCGUGGCCGUGCCGCCCGUAACCCGCGCACUCCACGUACCCAACGCACCCGCCGGGCUAACCGCACCACCCCCAACGGCGAUACUGAUGCAGAGAAUACUGAGAUGAUCGAUGCUGAGACUAGCAACGCUGAGUCUGGAAACGCUGAGAGCCCUGCCGCUACCGCUGAGGCUGCUUGA